CGAAGAAGCAUUCAACGCGCCGUGCGAUUGCGGCUGAGACUCGACGAAAGACUCCAGAUCCGCUUUCCUGCGGGUUCAUCGUUAGAUGACGUUCCUCUGCGAAUAAUGACAAUCGUGACGAGACGCCGGGCGGAUACCGCGAAUGACAUAAAUCUCGGUGUAUAUAAACGAUAUCGCGAUGACCCGGGGAUCAGUUAGUGUCAGCCGAUAAUUCUUAGCCGAAGUUGUCAGUGUCUCGCGAGGACCAUCAUUCUCGCGCGUCCUAAUGUUCGCCCUUUUCCUGCUGAUCGCGUGCGCAAUCCACGCGAACGCGCACGAGAGAAACGGCCGAGUCGUCAAGGAUUACGGCGCGGAGGUCCACAAGGUGGGACUGGAGCGUCGGAUAUUCAACUUGAAGAGGAACGGCGUCAACAUCGACGUGAAGGUGGUCCCGUCAGUCAAGGACGAGUCGGGUGACAGCAAGGACGACGACGAGAACGACUACUUCCCGGAGUUUCCCGUUAAGGACAUCGGCCGAUGCAUCAUCGAGUUCUCGUUGGGCUGCAUCAGAAAGCGUUUCGUCCGUUUUCUGGAGACAGUGGGUCGCCUCGAUGAGAUCACGCUGCUCGGACAGGACGUGAAGCUGGUGAGGAGCAGAAUCGCGCGCUCCGACGGUCGGGCUGCGAGGAAUGACUCGGACGUCAGUAUCGAGCGCAGCGUGGACGAUUUAUUCGAUUCCUUCACUCUGCGUAUCACGCUGCCCCGGUGGAACAGCAAGCGGGAGAAGAAUCAGAUCGACGUGAUGUUGGAUGACACCGCCGUGGCAGAAGGACGAGGAAAGAAAGGAGGAGGCGGUGGCAAAGGCAAAGGCGGCAAGUGCAAGAUGAUGAUGAUGGGCAUGCUGAUGAUGGUCAAGAUGAAGCUGAUGGGUUUGGCGGCGAUGAAAGGUAUAAUGAUGGGCGGCAUGUCUUUGAUGCUGUCCAUGAUGAUGUUGUCGCAGAAAUUUGGCAAAGGCGGUGGUCCUUGGCAAAGCGGCGGUGGAGGAGGAGGAGGUCAGCUGAAGGAAAUUGUUCUCCUCACAAAAUCCUCAGGCGGCGGUAGCGGUGGUGGUGGCGGUUGCUGCGGCGGCGGGCUUAGCGAUAGUUACAGCGCACCACCGCCAAGCAGUUAUGGUACCCCUUCAGGAGGAGGGGGAGGGGGAGGCUACAAUGGUGGUGGUGGAUGGGGUCGCAGCUUCCACAGGCAAUCGAUGACAUUGUCGCACGACAAAGUAAUCAAGACGGAAAAUGGACCUGAUCGCGCGCCAAUGAUGGGCGAGGUCAUCGCAAACGCGGAGAACAUCGAUUAUCCGGACUAUCAGGACUAUCAGGAAGUACCCACGAUCGCGAUGUCGAACUCUACGGUUUUCAAUUGGAGCAAGAUGAACGACAUCGCCUUUCAAGAGCACAAAGCGAUUGAUUUGAAUCUGGGGAAGAAUAAUAACUCAAAAAUAGAGUCUACGGUGAUUGCAACAGGCAGAAGUCUCGUCCUUAGUGGCGAUUUACCUGCCAAUGUUGUUGGUGUAAUUCGGAAGGAUCCAGUAUCGAGUGAACUCGACGUUAAUCGCGACAAAAAUAUGUUGCAUCCGAUAUACGCGGACGAGUGGCAAGCUACGGCUGAGAAAACAACUUCUGAUAAUGCGGCGCCCUUGAAUUCGAACGUGAGAUUCGAAUCGCCACGAGAUCCGCGUGUUAAGGAUAUACCUUUGCUGCGUGGCAUUUAGUCGGGCAAUAAUUACACAAAGCUUGAUCUGGCUUCUGUGUUGGUGUCGCAUACUUCGUGAAUUUAUUUCGAUGUAAAAAAGUAUGUGAAUAUAAUCCCAUGUAAAAAAAAACAUAUAAAUAAUCUUAUCUUUAGCAAGUGUUUAUAUGUGGCCUCAAGAGUAUUCUUCUAAAAUCAAAAGGGAAAUAUUAUAAGCGCAAUAUUUUUAAAGUUAGCACACAAUUUCACCUUUUAGCUACAGUACAAUAUUAUGUUCUAAAAAUUAUUAUGUUGUUAAAAAUGUUAGAAUAGAAUGUUCCCAAUUAAUAAUCCACUUUACUAGAAGAGAAAUACUUUUCCGGUAAAAAUUUGUUUAAAAUAUGGGAUUACACAGGAAACAGCUCAUUGCAACUAAAGUCCUUAUUUUUGGGUAUUAGAAUAUUUUCCUAUUGGUUUCAGAAGAAUCUUCUUGAGACCAUAAAAAGAAUUUCGCGAAAACCAUUUCGCGAAGGAUGAGAUUAUAUGUUUCUAGGCGUGGGGAAACAAACCCAUGAAGGACACGACAUUAGUUCGGAAAUCAAAUCAAGAGUUACACAAAGUAUUUUCGU
This is a messenger RNA of Odontomachus brunneus, 2327 nucleotides long. RefSeq lists its product as uncharacterized. NCBI's taxonomy places the organism in Eukaryota, Metazoa, Arthropoda, Insecta, Hymenoptera, Formicidae. Bases 266 to 1741 code for a protein of 491 amino acids. The record is from RefSeq and is a predicted model, not a curated record. The transcript has 4 exons.